This is a messenger RNA of Teleopsis dalmanni, 9469 nucleotides long. It is a transcript of the gene Mical, whose product is annotated as F-actin-monooxygenase Mical. The record is from RefSeq and is a predicted model, not a curated record. Gene Ontology annotation, molecular function: protein binding. The transcript has 19 exons. The coding region runs from base 145 to 9444 and encodes 3099 amino acids. Lineage: Eukaryota; Metazoa; Arthropoda; Insecta; Diptera; Diopsidae.
AUUAAUACAAAAAGCUCCGUCGUUCAAAAAUCACAAUUAUUUUUCGCAUUACAAUAAAAGCGUGCAUUUUGCAAUUUAGUAUGCGAUAGCUUUAAUUUUACAAAUUAUAAUAAUAUUAAUAAAUUUUAUUCGCUGAAUAAUAAAAUGUAUAUCGUAUUAAUGAGUCGGCAACGUCAACAACAGAAGUUGCAACAACAACAAUUGUUGGUCCAACAACAACAAAUGGCCGACAAUGAAGCUGCUGCAGCUGCGGCUGAAAUGUUCGAUUUAUUUUGUAUGGCGACCACCAUGAGACAGAUACUUGGACUUCAUAGAAAUAUGUGCGACGUCAUAAAUAUACGCCCAUCUGUUAUAAAUGAAUUCUAUCCAAAAUUGAAACAGAAAAUUCGUUCAUGGAAAGCUCAAGCAUUAUGGAAGAAAUUUGAUGCGCGUGCUGCCCAUCGUGUCUAUGCAAAAGGUAAUGCGUGUAGCGGUACGCGUGUACUAGUCAUAGGAGCGGGUCCUUGUGGAUUGCGCACAGCUAUAGAAGCACAAUUGUUAGGUGCUAAAGUUGUCGUCGUUGAGAAACGUGAUCGUAUCUCACGCAAUAAUGUACUACAUUUAUGGCCUUUUGUUAUAACGGAUUUGCGUAAUUUAGGUGCAAAAAAAUUUUAUGGUAAAUUUUGCGCAGGUUCAAUAGAUCAUAUCUCCAUACGACAACUGCAAUGUAUACUACUCAAAGUAGCUUUAUUACUGGGUGUCGAAAUACAUGAGGGUGUAUCAUUCGAGCGUACCAUUGAACCAAGCGGUGAUGGCUGUGGUUGGAGAGCUGUUGUCACACCAGCAGAUCACGCAGUCUCGCAUUAUGAAUUCGAUGUUUUAAUCGGAGCCGAUGGUAAGCGAAAUACAUUGGAGGGGUUUAAAAGAAAAGAAUUUAGAGGAAAAUUGGCAAUUGCAAUAACUGCAAAUUUUAUAAAUAAGAAAACAGAAGCCGAAGCAAAAGCUGAAGAAAUAAGUGGUGUAGCGUUUAUUUUUAAUCAGUCAUUUUUCAAAGAGCUCUACGAAAAGACUUAUAUAGAUUUAGAGAAUAUAGUUUACUAUAAAGAUGAAACUCAUUACUUUGUAAUGACAGCGAAAAAGCAUAGUCUAAUCGAUAAGGGAGUUAUAAUACAGGAUUUUGCAGAUCCAGCAGAACUACUAGCAAUUAAUAAUGUAAAUAGUGAAAAAUUGCUAGAUUAUGCUCGAGAAGCUGCUGAAUUUUCCACAAAAUAUCAGAUGACAAAUUUAGAAUUUGCCGUAAAUCACUACGGAAAACCAGAUGUUGCCAUGUUUGAUUUUACAUCAAUGUUUGCAGCUGAAACCUCUUGUAAAGUUAUUGUACGUAAAGGUUUUCGACUGUUGCAGUGUCUUGUGGGAGAUAGUUUACUAGAACCAUUUUGGCCCACUGGUUCAGGCUGUGCACGUGGUUUUUUGUCAAGUAUGGAUGCAGCAUAUGCAAUUAAAUUAUGGAGCAAUUCACAUAAUAGUACCUUAGGCGUAUUAGCACAACGAGAAAGUAUAUAUAGAUUAUUGAAUCAAACAACACCUGAGAACCUACAGCGAGAUACGGGCUCAUAUACUGUGGAUCCAGCAACACGAUACCCAAACUUAAAUCGUACCUCAGUUAAUGUAUGGCAAGUAAAGCAUCUUAUAGACACUGAUGACCCAUCGAUAUUGGAACAAACAUUUAUGGAUACCAAUGCUUUGCAACCAACACAAGUAGAUUCACCAGUACGCAGAAAGCGACGUAGUGGUGACACGCUUCCAUUUGGUACAGUACUACUUUGUUGGAUAAGCGCACAAUUACAUAAGCAUGAUUUUGUGAAUAGUCUAAAACAAGUAUCUGAUGUAUUCACCAAUGGGAAAGUUCUUUGUGCUCUAAUUAAUCGUUAUCGACCAGACUUAAUAGAUUUUAACGCUGUUAAAGACUUAAGUCCAGUUGAAUGCAAUGAGAUUGCAUUUCAAAUAUUGGACAGAGAACUUCAUAUACCUCGUAUAAUGUCCGGUGAGGAGUCAGUGCAAUUAAAUGCAACUCAGUCGAAAGUGUGGCUAAAUUAUUUAGAACAAAUUUAUGAUGUUUUUCGUGGUGAAAUACCACAUGUUAAACAUCCUAAAAUGGACUUCCCAGAACUACGUGAAAAAUAUCGUGUACAUCAUGGCCGCGCUGAACCAGAUUUCUCAAAUCUAUUACAAAUUUCCUCAAAACAAAAAACAAAGCUUAUUGAUGCUCAAAAUGUAGGUCAAAAACGAUCUAUUUUGGAUGAAGAAAGACUGAAGCGUUUGCGUAAGCACGAAUUGAAUGCUGAUGGUGAAAACGUCGAAUUAGCCGCUGCUGGUAGUGUACAACAAGCACAUACUGAUACACCACGUCGCGCGAAAAAGAGAAGAAGCGCUGAGAAAGCAACUAAUAUUGAAGAUCGUCAAAAGCGUCUACAAGAAAUCGAACAAAACCGUCAAGAUCGUUUGAGCAAGCGUCGACAGCAACGUUACCAACAAACCCAAAACUUUUAUAAAAGCUUGCAUAUGUUGCAAGCGAAUACUCUAUUACGUGAAAGUGAUGAAAAUUCACCUUUCGAGGAUUAUUCGAUUUUUCUCUAUAGGCAACAAGCUCCUGAGUUUAAUGAUCGUGUUAAAGAAUUGGAACGCAAGCUGUUAUAUCCUGAUCGUGAUCGCGGUGACAUACCCUCUGCUCUACCACGUAGUAAUGCCGAUGAGCAAUUUAGUGAUCGCAUCAAGUCCAUGGAGCAACGCAUCACCUCUCGUAACACUUAUGGUACAGAUAAAAAACCCAAAGACUUAAUGCGUGCCAUUGGUAAAAUUGAUAGUAACGAUUGGAAUGUACGUGAGAUUGAGAAAAAAAUAGAACAAUCUAAAAAAACUGAAAUACACGGUCCGAAAGGGCGCGAAAAGGUUCCCAAAUGGAGUAAAGAACAGUUUAAAGCACGCCAAAACAAAAUGUCUAAACCUAUGCGUAUGGAUUCUAAUGAGGAGAAGUUUAAAGAAAUUGAUCAAACCUUAAAAAAUCUAGAUAAACAAUUAAAAGAAGGUUCGAUUCUUGAAGUUGGUGAACGUGGUCGAAAUAAAGUUGCAUCUAUAGCUGGCCAAUUUGUUAAAAAGGAUGAUAUAUCUGAUGAAAAAAAUCCCCCCACUGUAGUACAGAAAUCUAGUUCCAAAGUUGCUUUAGCUUUCAAAAAGCAAGCAGCAGCCGAAAAAUGUCAUUUCUGCAAACAAAUUGUUUACCUUAUGGAAAAAGUAACUGCCGAAGGUUUAAUAUUACAUCGAUCGUGCCUCAAAUGCCAUCACUGUCACACUAAUUUACGUUUAAAUGCAUAUGCAUUCGAUCGUGAUGAUCCUAAUGGAAGAUUUUAUUGUACACAACAUUUCAGACUGCCAGCAAAAGCAAUACGUCCAAUGGUUAGAAAACCUGGGCAAAGAAAACCAACGCAACAACAACAAGCUGCAGCAGCUGCAGCUACAACGGUUAUAGAAGUCGCGAGUAAUGCUAAUCUUGAUCGUAAGCCAGUUGAUAAGUUACGUAGUCAUACUGAUAAUGUAGCUCAAAUAGAUUUACUAGAUCGUGGACAAACACCUGAACGUAUAGAGUUUGAAAAUACAGAUGCCAUGUCUGAUGGUGAACCAUCUGAAGAACAUAUUAUAGAUGAGCAUGAGUGGUCUGGUCGCAACUUUUUGCCAGAAUCAAAUAAUGACUCUGAAUCAGAUCUAUCAAGUUCAGAUGAAUCUGAUACCGAAAGUGAUUCAGAUAUGUUUGAAGAGGCAAAUGAUUCACCUUUAGGUGCACAAACUUUACAGUUAGCAACAGACUGGAUUGGCAAACAAAACUAUACAGACAGUGAUGAUGUUGAAUUUGAUUAUUCAAGUGAUGGUUUACCUGAUAAUGAUGAUACGGAAGGAGAAGAAUUCAAAAAGGCUCGUGAACUCCGUCGAGAAGAAGUACGCUUAUUACCACUGCCUGCAAAUUUGCCAACAGAUACUGAAACUGAGGUUCAAACGGAGUCAGACACAACAUCACCCAAUGAAGCUGAACUCAAUUCUGCUACUGAAAUAUCCACAGACUCAGAGUUUGAAAACGAUGAAGUUAUUCGAGAAGCACCAAAAAUUCUUAUAGAUGAUACACACAUAAAAAAACCAACAAAAGUGAAGAUAAAAUCAGCUGUAAUAACUACUUCAACAAGCAAUAAACACAAUAUAAGAGAAGGUAGCUAUUUAGCAAAAUAUCAAACACAACAUCAACCGCCACAGCCACAAUUUAAGCCCCUAGUUCAAGUAGAUCCAACACUUCUAAAUAGUAAUCGUGCACCAUUACAAAACCCCCGUCCAGGUGAUUAUUUACUUAAUAAAACUGCCAGUACUGAAGGUAUUGCAUCCAAAAAGAGCUUAGAACUAAAGAAGCGUUAUUUACUUGGCGAGGCAGUAAGUGGUAAUAAAAUACAAAAGUCAGGUUCGACCUCAGUACUAGAUUCAAAAAUACGUAGUUUUCAAUCAAAUAUAUCGGAAUGCCAAAAACUACUAAAUCCUAGCAGUGAUGUAAGUCCAAGUAUGAAGACAUUUUUAGACCGGACAAAAUUGGGAGAAAAUAAUAAAAAUGAAAUAUUACGUUCAGCUACUAGUAACAUUUUGAAUGAGCUUCGUGUAGCGAUUACUAUACAAAAAGCCUCUUCCACCACUUCUACAGACAACGAAAAGGAAAAUGUUUACGUUAAUAGCAAAAAUGAGCUCAACAAAGGUAUGGAGUAUUCAGAAAGUAUAAACUCAACACUGCUUGAAUCAAUAAGCAAAAAAACCCCAACAACACCAACAGUUAAUACUCAAACAAUAAUUGAAACAAUUGAUUUGGUUACCCCAGAAAAAGAAAUAAAAGCAAUUAUCGAUUUAACCGCAAUUGAAUCGCCCAAAAAGAUUAAUAAAGAACUUGCUGAUAUUAAAUCGGUUUCACAAAAUGGAAAUAUUAUCCCUGUGCUCACUGCCACUGACACCAAUAAAAUUAUUGAUUUAACCGUUAGUUCGCCAGAGAAAUGUGAUAAUAUAAUUAUAGCAGAUGCAAAACCCGAUAUAUCAAAAGAUGUAAAAGAACACAUACCCGAUUUAUUAGGUCACAUAGAACACGAAGUUAACGCUGAUAAACAGUUUAAGCGAAUUUCCAACGCAAUUGCAGAAGAUCAACAAAAUUUGCUGAAUAAUUCAGACGAUGAAGAAAAGCGAGAUUCACCAGAGAAACAAGAGGAACACUAUGAAAACGAUACCUUACAAAUUGAAGUACCUACUAUACCCUGGCAUACUCGUAAAAAUCUGCUCUCCUCCACUACUGCUUCUAGUUGCACUUCAAACUCAUCUAGCUUAGAAGAUAUUCAACAUUAUAUAUUGGAAUCUACAACUAGUCCAGAUACGCAAACUGGUAGUCAUCAAGUGCCACGAGUUGAAAUUCAUGAUGUAACCGGAACACUUAUGCAAACUGAUAAUUUAAUGUUAGCUGAUAAUAAAUAUGAAGAUGACAGUUUAAAUUGUAAAUACACAAAUAACAGUGAAAGUAUUAUAGUGCCAGAGAUACCUGCAGUAAAAACUACCGUUGUGGAAGAUGAUGCAGAACUAGAUGUAGAACCUGUUACUGCUACACCUGAACCAGCUGAGUGUACUAUUAUAGAAGCAAAAGAACAAGCACCGCCUUUACCAGAACAAGGUCCCCCAUUACCUGAAAAGGGACCACCCAAAAUAAAACCAGCAAACCUAAAAUUUGAUACCAAAAAUGAAAAUAAAGUUGAAAGUUUGAAAAAUUUACCUCUGGUUGUUGAGCAAUUUGCAGAGCAUACGAAAGUCAUCAAACCACUUACAUUGAACCUAAGUAAAAGUCAAAAAACGCCCACCACACCAACUGCUAAUCUCUGUACGCCUACUUCUCCUUUAAUAGAUAAUGAUAAAACUCCUACGGCAGAUUUGUUAUCAAAAGGUUCCGAUUCGGAAACAGAACCGACUGGUACGGGCCAUGCGCUAACUGAAACGGAGUUGUCUGAUUGGACAGCAGAUGAUUGCAUAUCUGAGAACUUUAUUGAUAUGGAAUUCGUGCUGAAUUCAAAUAAAGGUACAAUUAAACGUAACAAAAAAGGCAAAAGAAAAUCAAAUACGACUAAAUUGCCAACAACAAGUGAAGUUAUGUUUGAAGUAGCUAAAACAGCACCUGUUGCUGAAUUUGAGGGCAUACUCAAGUCUAUCGAUAUUGAUGAUAUUGAAUUCAUGGACACAGGUUCGGAGAGUUCAUGCGCGGAAGCUUAUUCAGCUACAAACACAGCACUUUUACGCAAUCGUGGGUAUAUUGAAUUUAUUGAAACUACUCCGCAACAAACACCAAGUCACAAACUCAACAGUUAUUCACAACAGUUAAGUAGUGAUAAAUAUGGCGCAAUCACAACGAAACGUGAUGAAAAGCUUGGUAUUGAUUACAUUGAGCAAGGCGCUUAUAUAAUGCAAACUGAGGAUAACUCUCAAGAUAUGCUUAAGACUCCAGUUAAUGAACAUCCAUCGCAACAAAUAGCUACAAUAUUAAAUGAUAAGGCAUUAACUCAAUCUGUUUCUAUUAUGACACAAUCUUUAACUGACUCAAGUACAUUGAAUGAUCUUGACGAUGACAGUCUUUGUAUAGUUACUCCUAACUCUCAAGCACAACUUUCAUCUGUGACAGCGAAAACAACAACAGAGGAAAGUGAUGCACUCACUGUCGUUACUAGUCCUAUUGAUUCUUCUUCUCCAAAAAUGCAUGAACCAACAGCUGCGCAACGUAUAGCAGGCAAGAGUCCGGAAACUGGUGGAGGUUCAACACCAAGCAGUUCUGAAAAACAACCUAAGACAUCACAAUCAACUUGCACACCCUCUAGCACAUCGAACACAAUGUCAAGUAAACCUACGCCAUCACGCCAAUCAUCACAAGAAAACUCCGCACUAGUUCACAGUAAUGGUUCAGCUGCGGGUGUGAAAAAUGCACAAAGUAAACUUUCGGAUGAGCUUUCCUAUGAAUAUGUGCGUGCACUACAACAAAAAAUUACACAAAUUAGUACAGCAAGAGAUUCGUUAGAGUCUCGAAAACAACGAAGAAAAAGUUCCAAAGGUGAAGCACCUGUCCUAGCAAUUUCUAAAAAUUCGCAACAAACUGUGAUAGAACCGACACCGCCAAACAGACUACAGCAAAAUUUAGACGAUUCUCAGACUACAACAAUGACAACACCUGCAAUCGGCACAACACAUGUAAACAGGGUACCUGAAAUACCAACAUUAACACGAAAGCUGGAGGAAAUAACCAAAGAACGCACUAAACAAAAGGACCUGAUACAUGACUUAGUCAUGGAUAAACUACAGUCGAAAAAACAAUUAAAUGCUGAGAAACGUUUACAUCGCAGUCGUCAGCGCAAUAUGCUCACAAGCGGCUAUGGCAGCGGAUCAAGUUUAAGUCCUACACCGAAAAUAGAAGCAGCAAAAUCGACAGAUGACAACAAUUGCACAAACAAAGCGCAUUACCAUGUAUCAACGGCAGCAAGUAAUGCAGAUAAUCGCACAAACUCUCAGCGCAUACUUACCGCGACUAGCACUGCCUUCAAAGAAAAUACUCCUAUACAAACCUCAGCAACAUAUGUUUCGGCAUACAACACUGGUGGUAUUAUGACUACUAAUCGAUCAAAUGCCUAUAAACAAAGACCUAUUAGUGAGCACAUACAUGGAGAAAAAUUAGAUGCCUUAGAACGGUAUAAGCUGAAUAAAACACCUUCAUUUACAUAUAGUAGCAGCAACAAUAAGCAUAACACCACAGAACUCCCAACAGCUGAAGAUAUUAAAUAUCCUAUACCAAUUGCACCGGUUAGACAAAAUCGUGGACGCAAUGCAGCAGUCACAACACCAACUGUUGAAAAUCCAUUAACAACAUCAACAGAAAAUCUGCGUAGUGAAGCACGUGCUCGAGCUCGACUAAAAUCAAACACUGAGCUAGGUUUGAGUCCUGAAGAGAAAAUGCAAUUAUUACGUAAACGUUUACAAGUGGAACACUUAAAUGUUAAGCAAAAUUCGGUAACAGCUGUAACUGACAGUGUAAGCAAUUCAACGGACUCUAAAACUGGCAAUCAAAUGCAUACAAAACCAAAGGCAAACGUAGAACACGAUCUAAGUGCACGUGAUCGUAAGAUGAGUACAUCGAAAAGUGUGAAUGAUUUAGUCUUUAUAGCUAAUCAUCAACAGAAUGCCAGAACAGAAGAUCAUUUAACUGCAACAGUAGCGAAUUCAGCAGAUUUCACUUCGGAUCCAAAUAUAUUGCUCUCCUCUACGAGUGCACAAGCUAACACAAAAACAAAAUCAAGUAGGCGUCCAAAAGAUCCAGAACGAAGAAAAAGUCUUAUACAAUCGUUGUCUAGUUUCUUCCAUAAGAGUUCUUCGUCCUCCUCCAGUCACAAUAAUAAAGAUAAGAAAGAACAAAAUAAUACUACUGCUAGUGCGACCAACUCUGCACCGGCAGAGCGUCCAAAUACUAGCGGCAGCAGCACUACUGCGUCUGGUAGUACCGAUGGUAUGUUCAGUCGUUUCCGCAUUUCACCCAAAUCAAAGGAAAAAUCUAGGUCAUUUUCCGAUGUCAGGAUUUUGGGUUUUGGUGAUAAGGACGGAUUUAUAAGGAAUACUGUGCCAACAACAACUUCAUUAUCAACCAGAACUACACCAACAAAAACCAUUGCAACGAAGUUGCCACAUGAACGCAGUAACUCACAAGAAUGCAUCCAUCAUAAGGCAACAACAUACACCCGAAACAAUCAUAGCCACCAAAACAGUAACAGUAACAAUAACAUUAACAACAAACACAACAAGAAACUGUCACCAAGUGCAACGUUUUCAUCAUCCAGUCCGCAGUUAUACUUUGCAAAUAAUAAAUUAAAUUGUGCAUCAUCAAUUCAUCAAAACGCCGAAGAUCAAAUACCGCCUCCGAUUCCGCCGCUACCACUUCACUACCAGAGAUCAGAUGAUGAGAGCUACGCUACCGAGACGCGAGAGCAUAAAAAGCAACGUGCCAUAUCUAAGGCUGUACGACAAGCUGAACUUAAGCGAUUAAGAAUCGCUCAAGAAAUUCAGCGAGAACAGGAAGAAAUUGAAGUACAGCUAAAAGAACUGGAAGCACGUGGAGUACUCAUUGAGAAGGCUCUACGUGGCGAAGAACAACAAAAUUUAGAAAAUUUGGAAGCUUCAAAUAACAUUGGCAAUAGUGAUGAAAAAUUAUUAAAAGAAUUACUAGAAAUAUGGCGAAAUGUUACUCAAUUAAAACGUCGUGAUGAAGAACUUGGAAUAAGACAACAAGAACUACAACUGGAACAUAGACAUGCACAAUUGAAAGAGGAACUUAAUUCGCGUUUAUCAAAUUGCAGUGAGUAUUAUAAAUUGCAAAUAUAAUUCCAAGAAUCAUUGGAUCAAAAUA